Molecule: messenger RNA, 2005 nt
Organism: Ficedula albicollis (Collared flycatcher)
Lineage: Eukaryota; Metazoa; Chordata; Aves; Passeriformes; Muscicapidae
Gene: CALU
Product: calumenin
Exons: 6
Coding region: 1-828 (275 amino acids)
Cellular component (GO): endoplasmic reticulum
Molecular function (GO): calcium ion binding
Source: RefSeq, a predicted model, not a curated record
AUGGAGCGGGAUGUGCAGGCAGGGGGUGCCAGUUCCAUCCAUCCCCAGGGAUCGUCCAGACCCCCCGUGGAAGGAGGUGCUGGCCUCUCCCCCAGCACCUGGAAGAUUGUGGGGAAGAUAGAUGAGGAUGGAGACGGGUUUGUGACAGUGGAGGAGCUGAAGGCCUGGAUCAAGUUUGCCCAGAAGCGCUGGAUUUACGAGGACGUGGAGCGCCAGUGGAAGGGCCACGACCUCAACGAGGACGGGCUGGUUUCCUGGGAGGAGUACAAAAAUGCCACCUAUGGAUAUAUCCUGGACGACCCCGACCCCGACGAUGGCUUCAACUACAAGCAGAUGAUGGUGCGGGACGAGCGGCGCUUCAAGAUGGCAGACAAGGACGGGGACCUGGCGGCCACCAAGGAGGAGUUCACGGCCUUCCUGCACCCCGAGGAGUACGACUACAUGAAGGACAUCGUGGUGCAGGAAACCAUGGAGGACAUUGACAAGAACGGCGACGGUUUCAUUGACCUGGAGGAGUACAUUGGUGACAUGUACAGCCAGGACGGCGACGCCGAUGAGCCCGAGUGGGUGAAGACGGAGCGGGAGCAGUUUGUGGAAUUCCGGGACAAGAACCGGGACGGGAAGAUGGACAAGGAGGAGACCAAGGACUGGAUCCUGCCCUCGGACUACGACCACGCCGAGGCCGAGGCCCGGCACCUCGUCUAUGAGUCCGACCAGGACAAGGACGGGAAGCUGACACGGGAGGAGAUCGUGGACAAGUCAGAUCUGUUCGUGGGCAGCCAGGCCACGGACUUCGGGGAGGCGCUGGUGCGGCACGACGAGUUCUAGCCUCCUUGGCUAGUCCUAGCCUCCUUGGCUAGCUCCAGCCUCCUUCUAGCUCCAGCCUCGGCGCCUGCCUGCCCGUGGGCUCCGUCCCUCGCCGAGGGAGGAGCCCCAUCCCGGGGACGGGGCUCGGGAAAGCCACACUCCCCCGGCACCUGGGGCUCGUCUCGUUGUGGGUUUUCCCCGGAUUUUAAUGACUUUUGGGUUAUUUUUGUAUGUUUUGGUUUUACCACGUGUGGAAACAGCUCCCCUGGCGCGGGGGCAGUGACGGGGCUGCCCGGGGGCCUGGGGGGGAAUUGGGGAAUUCACAGAGGGAUUGGGAUUGGGAUUGCAGUUGGAAUAAAAAUUGGAAUUGGAAUUGGAAUUAAAGUUGGAAUUGGACUGAAAUUUGGGUUAAGAAAUUGAAUUGGAAUUAAACAUUGAAAUCAAAAUUGGAAAUUGAAACAGAAAUGGAAUUGGAACCAAAGAAGUGAAAUUGGAUUAAAUGGAAACAUUGAUUUGAAAUUGGAGUAAAAAGUGAACGUUGAAAUGAAAAUUCAAACCCAAGGAAACCCCAAAAACUGUCAGAGCAGCAGCAGGGCCCGGGGGUGACCUGGAGGUGACCCCAGGGAGGUUGGACCCUCCUCCCUGUCGCUGCCCUGUGGGAUCUGGGCAAGACCCUUCCCCCCAGCCCCCCUCCAAGUGCCUUGAACCCCCCAGACCCUGGGGGAGGGCCCCACCCCCUCUGGGACAGCUCCCAAGGUUUUCUCCCCUCCGUGUUGUUUGUCCCCCUGCAGCCACCCGAGCUGUUUGGGAUCGGCCCAGCCAUCUCCAAAUUCACAGGUUUUCCCUUAAAUCCUUCCCCAAAGGUUCCCAAGGGCUGACCAGAUCCUCUCAUCUCUUCCUCCCCUCCCUAAAUCCAGUGGUGAGUGGGUCGGGAGUAUGGCCCUUCGCAGGGCUUGGGAGUCUGGUGGUGCUGGGGCUGCUUUUGGACGCCAGGGAUGGUUUGGGACGGGAGAAGUGAUUUUUGGAACCCUGGGAAAGCCUCUGGGGCAGCCACUCAGCCCCUCUCCUAACACCCCCCGCUCCAUCCGCGAGCAGCUGGGACAAUUCCUGCCCUGGACUUUCUCCUCCUCCGGGUUUGUUCCUCGGUUUUCUCCUCGGGCUGAUUGAAGGGAUCCGGAUGGUUGGAGCUCAAUAAACC